This is a messenger RNA of Oncorhynchus mykiss (rainbow trout), 1100 nucleotides long. It is a transcript of the gene trib1, whose product is annotated as tribbles pseudokinase 1. Lineage: Eukaryota; Metazoa; Chordata; Actinopteri; Salmoniformes; Salmonidae. The record is from RefSeq and is a predicted model, not a curated record. Gene Ontology annotation, cellular component: nucleus. Gene Ontology annotation, biological process: protein phosphorylation; regulation of MAP kinase activity; positive regulation of proteasomal ubiquitin-dependent protein catabolic process. Gene Ontology annotation, molecular function: ATP binding; mitogen-activated protein kinase kinase binding; protein kinase activity.
CAUGGGUCUGUACCAGGAGAAGAUCCGGGCCUACCGCAUCCUGCCGAUCCACAGGAACAUCAGCUGUAUCCGAGACAUUGUCCUAGGGGAGCGUUGGGCAUACGUCUUCCUAGAGAAGGACCACGGGGACAUGCACACCUUCGUUAAGAGCUGCAAGCGUUUGGACGAGGAGCGGGCGGCACAGCUCUUUCACCAGGUGGCGUCGGCCGUGUCACACUGUCACCAGCAUGGCGUCGUAUUAGGAGACCUGAAGCUACGCAAGUUUGUCUUCUCCAACAGGAAAAGGACCCAUGUGAAGCUGGAAGGCCUGGAGGACUGCAAGGUUCUAGAAGGAGAAGACGACUCCAUGUCAGACACCCACGGCUGCCCAGCCUACGUCAGCCCAGAGAUCCUGAACGGCUCCAGCUCCUACUCCGGGAAGCAGGCGGACAUCUGGUCCCUAGGGGUGAUGCUCUACACUAUGCUGGUGGGACGCUACCCUUUCCACGACCCAGACCGAGCUACCCUCUUCUCCAAGAUCCGGUGGGGCCAGUGCUGCCUUCCCGAGGGCCUCUCUCCCCGGGCCAAGUGUCUGCUGCGCUCCCUGCUGAGGAAAGAACCAUGGGACAGACUGACCGCCGCCGAGGUGCUUAUCCAUCCGUGGUUCCACACCACCACCGCCAACAUACAGGAAACAGGUGUCAGUGAACAGGAAGUGGAUUGGUCGGAACAGACAGUGCCUUCCUGUGACACGGAAGAGGAGGAUGAUCUGUUCUGUUGAUCGAUGGGAUGAAUCACUGUGACUCACUCAACCUCUCGAGUGGAAUCGGACCAAAAAUAUGUUCAAGGGGGAUUUUUGUAUUUUCUUUUGUGGCACAUUUGAGAAGGUUAUUUUGGUUGUAUACUUUGCAGUAUGUUUGCCAAUCGGUUGUGCAGCCAGACUUAUUGGCCAUUCCUUUUGCCUCAUCCCUCUCAACCAUAACAUUUCUUUAAUUCCUCGCCAAUCUAAGGGAAUGUAACAGUUUUUACAGUCCCUUUCAUGUUUAUUAGUUACUGGAAUAAGCAAUUUCAUAUAUUAUGUCAAGUACAGCGUCUGGUUGCUCCUCAUUACACACCACAGA